Molecule: messenger RNA, 1149 nt
Organism: Tripterygium wilfordii
Lineage: Eukaryota; Viridiplantae; Streptophyta; Magnoliopsida; Celastrales; Celastraceae
Product: autophagy-related protein 101-like
Exons: 7
Coding region: 121-699 (192 amino acids)
Biological process (GO): autophagosome assembly; autophagy
Cellular component (GO): phagophore assembly site
Source: RefSeq, a predicted model, not a curated record
ACGGUCAGCACUGCACUGAACCUCUCACCGACUACUUCAAAGCCCGCGCCAAAUCUAGGGUUUCAUCUUUCAAUUUGAAGGCUUCGAAUCGAAUCUCCUCCAGAUCUCUUGAUCUCAAUCAUGAACUGCGAAGUCUGUCAACUCAAAGAACUGGAUGUGGAGCACUUUGAGAUACGGGAAGUUCUUAGCUGCAUACUACACACCAUUGUAUUUCAUAGGGCUUUAGGCCUCAUAAGGCCUAAAGACAUUGACUUGGAACUUUUCGAAAUUACAUAUGUGCAAUGUGGGGAUGUAGAAAUUGAAAAGAAAAUUGAUGAGAAGAUUGACCAAUUCAUAAGUUGGGUCGAGAAACACCCAAACAAGAAAAGUCAGGUGUGCAUAUCUUUCUAUGAAGUGAAAAACAAACAGCAUGGAUGGUACAAAAAAAUUGAACGAUUAUAUUGGGAGCAAUGGCAUGUAAAUUUGAAUGUGACACAGCAUCCAAAGGGACAUUCUAGCAAGUCUCAUCAUUCCAAAGUAGUUCUUGACCCAGGAGAGGGAAGAUCAGAAGAUAGAAGUGUGAGAAGGGCUGCACUAGAAGCUUCUCUACGUGAGGUUUUGUUUCAAAUAAUAAAAUUUGUCAAUGAGAAGAAGGAUCACGUUCCGCCCAUUACCGAUGGCGUCAUGUACUUUCCAUAUGAAAUUACUAUCCCAAGUUGAUAAUCUGGUGCUAUUACUCAGCUCAUCAGAUUCUGCCUUCGGCAUGGACAUGUUUAAGAGGAUGCUUCAAACCGGUCACCCAACCAUGCUCAGCUGAUUAUCGGUGUCGACAAGCUUAAUAUCUUGAUAAAUAUUUCCAAGGAAGAACUAAUUAGUACUUUUAGAUGUCUCCACUUGUGUGAAUAGGAGUUUCGAUGCCUUCAAGAAAGAAGCUGUAAAUUGGAUUUGAUUUUCAAAAGAAGGGUGCAUGAGAGCAGAGGGCCAUUUUUUUUUUCCUGGGUUUGUAAAUAUUAUCUUUGUAUCAAUCACUCAAUGUUUAUUCCUUAGCGCUGCUGUUCUCAUGUGUAUAGUGAACUGUUACUAGUUCAAUCAGCCGAACUAUAUUGUUGCUCUUAGAUUCUUCUUACAUUCUUGAUCUCACAUUAGAUGAUUGUUAUGGUUGACAAGCUA